Messenger RNA from Lichtheimia ornata, 1215 nucleotides. Its product is annotated as GPI-anchor transamidase. Gene Ontology annotation, cellular component: GPI-anchor transamidase complex. The coding region runs from base 1 to 1215 and encodes 404 amino acids. The record is from RefSeq and is a predicted model, not a curated record. The transcript is spliced from 8 exons. Gene Ontology annotation, molecular function: GPI-anchor transamidase activity. NCBI's taxonomy places the organism in Eukaryota, Fungi, Mucoromycota, Mucoromycetes, Mucorales, Lichtheimiaceae. Gene Ontology annotation, biological process: proteolysis; protein localization to cell surface; attachment of GPI anchor to protein.
AUGGCGAACAUUUACGCCUGCGGUCUCAUAAUCUCCUGGCUUUGGCUUGUGCUGUCGGCAUGCGUCAACGGACAAACGACAAAAGAAGAACAAGUGGAAGGUUUCUUUAGUCAAAGUGGCCAUACCAACAACUGGGCAGUGCUUGUAUGCACGUCUCGCUUCUGGUUCAACUAUCGUCACAUUGCCAACACGCUAUCCAUGUAUCGCACCGUCAAACGACUCGGCAUUCCUGAUUCCAAUAUUAUUCUUAUGCUUGCCGACGACGUAUCUUGCAAUCCUCGCAACAAAUAUCCAGCUACUGUAUACAACAAUGCAGCACGUGUAUUGGACUUGUACGGCGAGAACGUCGAAGUGGAUUAUCGUGGAUAUGAAGUAACGGUGGAAAACUUCAUCCGUAUGCUGACAGGACGUGUUUCCCCUGAUACGCCUCGUUCCAAACGUUUAUUAUCGGAUGAUCGAUCCAACAUUUUCAUCUACAUGACGGGUCAUGGCGGCGAUGAAUUUCUAAAGUUUCAAGAUGCCGAGGAAAUCAGUGCAUAUGAUCUCGCCUAUUCAUUCGAGCAAAUGUGGGAAAAGAGAAGAUACCAUGAAAUGUUCUUUAUGAUCGAUACCUGCCAGGCAAAUACAAUGUACAGCAAGAUCUAUUCGCCCAACAUUCUUGCUACUGGUAGCAGCAUGCUUGGAGAAAGUUCCUACUCGCAUCAUACGGAUCACGAUUUGGGCGUUGCUGUCAUUGAUGGAUUUACUUACUACAACCUCGACUUUCUCGAAAACAUCGACAUGACAAGCAACAAGACACUUAAAGAUUUGUUUGAUUCUUACGACCCUGCCAAGAUUGCUUCCCACCCUGGUAUCCGAUCCGAUCUCUUCAAGCGACCCCUUGACAAGGUGAAAGUGACCGAUUUCUUUGGCAAUGUACAAAAUAUCGAGUUGACUCGGCAACGGUAUCCUUUGAUGGAGGCUGAUCAAGAUGAACAAGAGGAGAUGCAUCCAUUUUCUGGUGAGAACAUGUCUUCCAUCUUGGAGCAAUACGACCAAACGACUAGGCAGCACGAUAGGACACAACAACAAUACCGAGCAUUCAAUGUACAACGUCCUGACGAGAGCUUUUUCGCUUGGUUACAAUCCAUGGCAUACAGCCCAUCCUCCAUCGUUGGGGUGAUUGCUAGCAUAACUAUUAUUUCGUUUGUUUGCAAGGGGAUGUUAGCAGCAUAG